This is a messenger RNA of Colletotrichum acutatum, 1561 nucleotides long. RefSeq lists its product as uncharacterized. The transcript is spliced from 3 exons. The coding region runs from base 1 to 1092 and encodes 363 amino acids. The record is from RefSeq and is a predicted model, not a curated record. NCBI's taxonomy places the organism in Eukaryota, Fungi, Ascomycota, Sordariomycetes, Glomerellales, Glomerellaceae.
AUGAGUCCCGUUACAGCGACUGCCCAUGCCAUGCCGUCCACCUCAUCAGCGUCUCUCGUGUCGCCCCAACAAAACGUCGGACAAAUCACUACGCACACCGACGGGCCAGUCAACGCAGCGACAGCAGCGCAAACAAGCACCAGGGAGGGGAAGGCAAGGAGAGUGGAAGCACGCCCCCCUGCUCGCCCACCGUCCAAUCUGCGUCGUCCACGAAAGCAGGCACGCCAUGCCAACGCAUCACAGGGCCCCAAUCGGCCCCUCUUGGCCAACCCAGCGAGCUUCAACCAGCCUCAACCCACACCGUCUGCUACACCACAUCCCUCUCCAAUCUCCAUCAACAACUCCCGUCUCCAGGGGGGGCCAAUAGUCGACUACCAAAUUGAGUCCUUCCUGCCACUCGUCUCCUGCACCAGCUUUCGAGACAAGGUCGGCAGACCGUUCCCCGAAUGCCACCCGAAUUCCACACCGCAAAACGGUCAGGUCGUCUACCCGCGCGCCGGAUGGGUUGCAUUCCAUCUGCACUCGCUGCAUCGUGUACAACUCGCUCGUACCCAUUCAGCGCCGCACGAAAACCUUCACGAUCUUGUGUUCAUCCGCUACCAGCAAGUAGCCGCCGUCGUUUCCCCGUACGAGGUGCCAACUACAACGGCUGGCCUAUUCGGUCUUGAUGCUCCGGAUAGUACAUCCUGCAACCCUUCGAAAGAUUGUUGCGUUGGAAUCUACAUCGGCUUGCCUAGUUCAAGUUCACACACUUCGCACACGAGGUACACCUCGACAACAUGUAUGGGAGCACUCAUUCCAAACAUCAGGCACUUUGUGCCAUCCACAAUGACCAGAGCGGGAUUUUGGGCCUUUGAAAUGGCCUCUACCGCGCAGCUGGGUAGAUCCAGCCACUGUGCGCCGCCAGGCUGGUAUCACGUUGAUCCUGUACCACUGCCGCCUGCCAACCCCUCGAUGGCACCAACGAUGAUACCAAAAUACCUCUCCAUCCCGGUUCUGGCCGCCCACAGAUCGCUCAUCCCCAUGCACGUCAGAUUCGCAAGUCAACCACUCUUGUUCGUCUCAACCUCAGACCCCCAUUCGCUCCGCUAACCCCAUGUCCAUCUUGCAUCCACUCCCGCCUCCCGCCCGCCUAUUGAGCCCCAGCCAUCAUCGGUCCCUGCGACUCAUGCGCUGCAUCUCCGCUGCCCUUCAGCUUGUUUUUCGUCCUUCCGUUACGGCUGGUGAGGCCAGGCUGGUUUCUUCUGCGAUAAUCUGUGCGUAUGAUGCCUUCGAACUGAGCCUAGCAGAGUUGGAGGACAACAAACGGUGAGUACUUGGCCCGAAGAGAUCCGGCUGGACGGAUAAUACGAUGUAGUCCUUGUGUGGGAGCAACCAGUUAUUUGCUCAGACCAGGUUGUAUCAACACGUGCUAGAUAUCACGCUCGGAAAACUGUUCAGCCAGCGCGCUGGUGACAACAAACACGUUGGACCCGUCAGCCAACGCUUGACCUUUGGGUCCUUUGAGGCAAUCCUGCCGGAUUCCCAUUAAUGCCGUCUGCUAAUGGGCCACUGGGAUUAG